This is a messenger RNA of Entamoeba invadens IP1, 600 nucleotides long. RefSeq lists its product as hypothetical. Lineage: Eukaryota; Evosea; Mastigamoebida; Endamoebidae. The record is from RefSeq and is a predicted model, not a curated record. The coding region runs from base 1 to 600 and encodes 199 amino acids. The transcript has a single exon.
AUGUCAAGUGGAUCGACGUCCUCCAACGACGGAUGUCAUUCAAACACGACGGUGUUCAACGAGAAUCGGAACGCACAGUCCUGUCAACAAGCAGUGUAUAUUGCGCUUUUAAGCUCCUUUUUUGACAUCACGAUAAAACCGCCCAUGAAAAAGACGAGUGUGGCUCUGCAAUUUUUGAAAAUCGAGUCUUUAAAAAAAGGUAACGAUUGUGUUCGAUUUGAUGACGUUGUGGAUCGGAGGUGUCAGGAGUUAUAUUGCAGAGAUGUGCUUUGUGGUGUUCACGAAAAAACCGCAAAAAGGAGAAAAGAAACAAAUAAAAUAGUCGAGAGUUUAUAUCUUCUUAUUGAUAUUCUACACGAAUGUGCAACAACCUUUUCGUCAUCAGCGACGGGUAAACGGAGUCUUCAACACUUUGAAAUUAUCAAAGAAAUAUCGUUUGUAUCCAAGACGGUGAAUUGGUCGCUUUCACUCAAUGAAGAAGAAUUCAAAAACAAAGGAAAAGAACUUAAUAAUUUCUUUUAUGAAAAGGUCAAACUGGGAAAAAAGUAUGUAUUAACAACAAAUGACAAUGUUAUUCAGCGGUUUUUAUGUACAAGAUGA